AUGACCACGCGAUAUCUAUCUAUCUAUCUAUCUAUCUAUCUAUGUAUCUAUAUAUAUAUAUUGAAAAUACUCAGUCUGUUCAUAUCUAUCUAUCUAUCUAUCUAUCUAUCUAUCUAUCUAUCUAUCUAUCUAUCUCAAUCUGUUGAUAUUUACCUAUCUCAGUCUGUUCAUAUCUAUCUAUCUAUCUAUCUAUCUAUCUAUCUAUCUAUCUAUCACCAUCUCUGCAUAUCUAUCUAUUUAUCGCUCUCAAUCUGUUGGUAUCUAUCUAUCUAUGUAUCUAUCUAUCUAUCUAUCUAUCUAUCUAUCUAUCUAUCUCAAUCUGUUGAUAUCUGUCUCACUCUCUUCAUAUCUAUCUAUCUAUACAAUCUAUCUAUCUAUCUAUCUAUCUAUCUAUCUAUCUAUCUAUCUAUCUAUCUAUCUAUCUAUCUCAAUCUGUUGAUAUUUACCUCAGUCCUUUACCUUGAUAUUUAUCUCAGUCUGUUCAUAUCUAUCUAUCUAUCUAUCUCUAUCUAUCUAUCUAUCUAUCUAUCUAUCUAUCUAUCUAUCUAUCUAUCACCAUCUCUUUUAUCUCUAUUUAUCGAUCUCAAUCUGUUGAUAUCUAUCUAUCUAUAG
Molecule: messenger RNA, 612 nt
Organism: Acanthosepion pharaonis
Lineage: Eukaryota; Metazoa; Mollusca; Cephalopoda; Sepiida; Sepiidae
Source: the annotation of a GenBank genome assembly